Amphibalanus amphitrite is the source of this 3290-nucleotide messenger RNA. Its product is annotated as 26S proteasome non-ATPase regulatory subunit 2-like. The record is from RefSeq and is a predicted model, not a curated record. The transcript is spliced from 18 exons. Gene Ontology annotation, biological process: regulation of protein catabolic process; proteasome-mediated ubiquitin-dependent protein catabolic process. Lineage: Eukaryota; Metazoa; Arthropoda; Thecostraca; Balanomorpha; Balanidae. Bases 268 to 3051 code for a protein of 927 amino acids. Gene Ontology annotation, cellular component: nucleus; proteasome storage granule; proteasome regulatory particle, base subcomplex. Gene Ontology annotation, molecular function: enzyme regulator activity.
AUUCGAACAAGCGUUAGUCAGCUGAUGGUAGCAAAUCUUUAAUUUUCCGGGCAAACUGUUUGGAAUUCUUCUGCUAAUUGUUUUGAAGAUACACUUAAAACAUUAAAAAUUAUUCUGAAAAUUGAUUUAUGUUUAAUACAUCGUUAAAGUAGACUUAUAAUAGAAAUUCGAAGCAGUCACUCAGCAGUCAGCUGUUUCCAGAAGCCGGUCGCAAGAGGGAAAUAAUUGCAGUGCUUCUGUAUACUUAACUGCCUUCGUAAUAUCAAAAUGACGAAUCAGAGUCAAAAUGCCAAGCAAACUAAGAAUGAAUCAAAGCAUGAUCCAAAGAAAGAAGACCAAACACAAGGAAAGGAGAAGAAGGAUAAGGCAUCAAAGGAACAGGAGGAACUGUCUGAGGAGGACAAGCAGCUACAGGAAGAGCUGACGAUGCUGGUCGAGAGGCUUCAGGAGAAUGAUACUUCACUAUAUUUGCCAGCACUGGAGUCGAUGAGAACAAUGAUUCGAGCCUCGACUACUUCAAUGACAUCAGUGCCCAAACCUUUGAAGUUUAUGCGGCCGCACUUUGAGACGAUGAAGCAGAUCCAGGCUAACCUCACAGACGCCAAGGUGAAGGGCACCUGCGCCGACGUCGUCUCCGUCCUGGCCAUGACCAUGUCGGACAAACGCGAGUGCCUCAAGUAUAAGCUGCUCGGCUACAGUAACGACAUCGGUGACUGGGGCCACGAAUAUGUCCGGCACCUGGCCGGCGACAUAGCCGCCGAGUGGGCCGAGCCGGCCGACCCCGCUGAGGGCACGGACGAGGAGGCCACCGAGCGGCGCCGCGCCCGGCUGGUCAAACUCUCCGCCCAGCUGGUGGCCUACCUGAUGGAACACAACGCCGAGGCGGAGGCGUGCGAUCUGCUGAUGGAGAUUGAGAGGCUGGACCUGCUGGAACAGCACGUCAGCAAGGACACGUACCAGCGGGUCUGCCUCUACCUUACCAGCUGCGUGCCGUACGUGCCGGACCCGGAGAACACGCGGCAGCUGCACGUGGCCCUGCAGCUGUUCCGCAAGUUCGAGCAGUACCCGCAGGCACUGCGCAUCGCUAUGCAGCUGCAGGAUCAGGCGCUCAUUCAGGAGAUCUUCUUCGACUGCAAGGACAAGUCGCUCCAGAAGCAGCUGGCGUACAUGCUGGCCCGUCAGGGUGUGUUCGUGGACCUCAAUGAGGACGAGUACGGUGACCUGGUGGAAAUCAUCAACAACACCGACCUGAACACAAACUUCCUGUCUCUGGCGCGAGAGCUGGACAUUAUGGAGCCCAAGACGCCGGAGGACAUUUACAAAUCACACCUGGAUAACGCGCGGCCCUCGUUUGGAGCCAACGUGGACUCGGCGCGUCAGAACCUCGCAUCCAGCUUCGUCAACGGCCUGGUCAACGCCGGUUUCGGCAAGGACAAGCUGAUGACGGACGACGGCAACAAGUGGCUCUACAAGAACAAGGAGCAUGGUAUGAUGAGCGCCAUGGCGUCAUUCGGCCUGGUGCUGCUAUGGGACGUGGACGGUGGUCUCACACAGAUCGACAAGUACCUCUACUCAAACGAAGACUUCAUCAAGGCCGGCGCGCUGCUGGCCUGCGGUAUCGUCAACUCGGGAGUGCGGAACGAGUGCGACCCGGCGCUGGCUCUGCUCUCUGACUACCUGCUGCACCAGAACAACCUCAUCAGAGUGGGAUCCAUACUGGGUCUGGGUAUCGCCUACGGCGGCACCAACCGAGAGGAUGUCCUCAGCAACCUGCUGCCCGCCAUGCAGGACCCCAAGUCAAACAAGGAGGUGGUGGCGGUGACGGCGCUGGCGUGCGGUAUGAUUGCCGUCGGCUCCGGAAACCCGGAGGUGGCCCCCGCCAUCCUGCAGGUCAUCAUGGACCGUACCUCGUCCGGUGACACCAAGGAUGCGUUCGUCAAGUUCCUGCCGCUCGCGCUGGGUCUCAUCUAUCUCGGUAAGCAGGAGGACGCGGAGGUGAUCACCUGCGCCCUGGAGGUGUGUGACGAGCCGUUCCGAUCCAUGGCUACCACGAUGGUGGAGGUUUGCGCCUACGCGGGCACCGGACACGUACUGAAGAUACAGAAACUGCUGCACAUCUGCUCCGACCACUACGAGCCGGAGAAGGCCGACGACAAAAAAGACGACAAGAAGGACGACAAAAAGUCCGGCUCGGCCUCUGCCAAAGAUAAGGAGGACAAGGGUGCUGCGGCGGCGAAGAAGGAAGACAAACCGGUCGACCACUCCUCACAGCAGAGCGUGGCCGUGCUUGGCCUGGCGCUGAUCGCUAUGGGAGAGGAUAUCGGCUCAGAUAUGAUGCUGAGGAUGUUUGGACACCUGUUGCGGUACUGUGAACCGUGCAUCCGUCGCGCGGUGCCGCUGGCGCUCGGCCUGGUCUCUGUCUCCAACCCCAAGCUGAGCAUCCUCGACACACUCAGCAAGUUCUCACACGAUGCCGACCAGGAGGUGGCGCACAACGCCAUCUUCGCCAUGGGACUGGUCGGUGCCGGCACCAACAACGCUCGGCUGGCGGCGACUCUGCGGCAGCUGGCCCAGUACCACGCGCGCGACCCCAACAACCUGUUCAUGGUGCGCAUCGCCCAGGGUCUGACGCACAUGGGCAAGGGCACGCUGACGCUGAACCCGUGGCACAGCGACCGGGCCCUGAUGUCACCCGUGGCUGUGGCAGGUCUCAUGGCUACACUCACCGCCUUCCUGGACGUCAAGUCAUUGAUCCUGGGCAAGUCGCACUACCUGCUGUUCUGCCUGACGACGGCCAUGCAGCCGCGGAUGCUGGUCACCUUCGACGAGGAACUGAAGCCGCUGCCCGUCUCUGUCCGCGUCGGUCAGGCGGUCGACGUUGUGGGACAGGCCGGUAAGCCCAAGACCAUCACCGGUUUCCAGACCCACACCACACCCGUGCUGCUGGCGUAUGGAGAGCGUGCCGAGCUGGCCACAGAAGAGUACGUACCCCUCACCUCAGUCCUCGAAGGCUUCGUCAUUCUCCGGAAAAAUCCCGACUACGUGGCUUGAGAGUGCUUAGCGCCGGCGGCGUUGGCUGUUAUCGCCAAGUCGUGGGUUCGAUUCUCACUUUCCGCGCGUUUUCUCGUAAUGCCACCGAAGACGUGGCAGAAGCGCGGCUUAUGGCGAGUGAGCGCAGGCGUCUUGGACCUAUUCGUCAGUGUUCUGUGUGUCGCGGUGACUCGUGACUUGGCGGGGUCUUGGAGAGACUUCGCGUUCGUGAAUACGAUAAUAUAACGGUUCUGUCGCGA